Messenger RNA from Penicillium odoratum, 885 nucleotides. RefSeq names its product fumarylacetoacetate hydrolase family protein. Lineage: Eukaryota; Fungi; Ascomycota; Eurotiomycetes; Eurotiales; Aspergillaceae. Bases 1 to 885 code for a protein of 294 amino acids. Gene Ontology annotation, molecular function: acetylpyruvate hydrolase activity. The record is from RefSeq and is a predicted model, not a curated record. The transcript is spliced from 5 exons.
AUGUCGACUAUUGCCUCUACCUUUUCGCGCCUGGUGCGCUUCGUUCCCAAGUCGGACUCCUCCAAGGUUCUCAUCGGAGAGCCUGUGGAUGCGGAGCUUGAUGUUGGUCUGGCUUUGUACAAGGGCCAGGAGGUCUCCGUGCGCCCAUUCACCGGUACCUCCGUUUUAAGCCCUGGUGAAGUCACUACCGGCACUGAAGUUAUUGAACGCCUUCUCUCCCCUCUCGCAGAGGAGGAAGUCGGAUCCAUCCGCUGCGUUGGCCUUAACUAUGUUUCGCACGCUAAGGAGAUGGACUUGUCGCUCCCGGAUGUGCCGGUCCUGUUCCUUAAGCCGUCCACAGCCCUUGCGGAUCCCUAUCCCGCUCCGACCAUCCUGCCCAAGAUCACACAGACCGACAACACCGGUGACUACGAGUCUGAGAUGGUCAUUGUUAUUGGCCGUGAUGCAAAGGAUGUGCCCGAGUCCGAGGCUCUUGACUAUGUUCUCGGCUACACUGCUGCCAACGAUGUUUCUAGCCGUACCUACCAGAUGAACCAGAGCCAAUGGUGCUUCUCCAAGGGCUUUGAUGGCUCAUGUCCCAUUGGACCCACUCUUGUUUCCGCCAAGCUUCUUCCCGAUGUUAGCAAGCUGCAUAUUCGCGGCCUCAAGAACGGAGAUGUCAUGCAGGACUGCCCUCUGACUGACUUGAUUUUCUCCGUUCCCCAGCUUAUCAGCUUCAUUUCUCAGGGUACCACUUUGCGGGCCGGUACUAUUAUUCUCACUGGCACUCCUCCCGGUGUCGGUGCCGCUAAGAAUCCCAAGCAGUUCAUCAAGGCUGGUGAUGAGUUUGCUGUUGAGCUGCUUCCCCACGUUGGUACUCUGAUUAACAAGAUCGAGCACCAGUGA